Messenger RNA from Polistes dominula (European paper wasp), 5052 nucleotides. RefSeq names its product endoplasmic reticulum aminopeptidase 1. Lineage: Eukaryota; Metazoa; Arthropoda; Insecta; Hymenoptera; Vespidae. Gene Ontology annotation, biological process: peptide catabolic process; proteolysis. The record is from RefSeq and is a predicted model, not a curated record. Gene Ontology annotation, cellular component: membrane; cytoplasm. Gene Ontology annotation, molecular function: peptide binding; metalloaminopeptidase activity; zinc ion binding.
CUUAUCUCCAUUUUUUUGGUAUCCUCUCGUUGAAUUAUUUGUUCUUAUUCAUUUUCGUUUAUUUUCUUACGGUUUGUUCCUUCUUCUAACGUCCGUAACGUUAAUCCGUCCAAUUUAGCGCGUCUAAUUAUUAAUAAAAUUAUAUGAUACUAAUGAAAACGAUGAGCUCGUGUUCUUUAAAUUAUUAUCGAGUAAUAUUAUUAUCUACGCUUUUGUAUUAUUAUUCGUGAUAGUAGAUGAAUAAUAACAGUGGUGGAAAGUAAUAUAUAUAUAUAUAUAGACAGUGCCAAUUCGUCGAAGAUCAACUACUCUUCCUGUUGCUUGCCGGUCGGGUUUGGGGAAAUUCUCAGUGAAACAGGCGUAACGAGGGCAAAACUAGCUUAGAGGCAAGAAAACGUUCUACCAUACGAUGCGUAUACCGGUGCUCCAGUUAAUUAACGAUGCAACGACACCGAAGACGAGUACGACGAGGAUGAUAACAGUAGGAAAGCUAGUGACAACAACAGGAAGAACGACUACGACGAAAACGACUACGACUGUUAAGAGAACGACUAUGACAACUACGGUGACGAUGACGUUAAUGACGAUCAUGAUGAUAAUGAUGAUGAUGAUGAUGGGUACGCGAUGAAAGAAAGGAAGAAAAAAGAAUAUCGUCAAGUGAAAUCACAUAAAAUUAGUCAGACUUAAAGAGUAAAAGAAUAAAAAUGCGUAAUGACUCGUAAUCAAUUUUCAUCGUCAAGCAGAAUCGACGACAUUUCUUUUUCGCGGACCACGAAGUAAAAAGGGGGAAAAAAAAAAAAAGAAAAAACGUUGAAGCAAAAAUUUCUAAAGACGAAAGUAAAUAAUAGUUUUAUUAGAAGACCUUUUUCUAAGUUAUUCUAUUACGUGUAAUUAUCAAAGACUGUUCAAAACUAGCCAAAUUUUGUAACAUUUUACACUGGUGCCAAAAAAGAAGGUAUCUCGAAUUUAAACCCUAUCAGGGAUCAAGGUCCAAAAUCUUCUUCUUCUCUCGAAAGAAGAGUUUUUUGUUUCUAAUACUAAGAUAUAAAUAAUAGAAGGAAAAGUGGAUCGUUCGGUAGCUAUCGUUGAUAGAGCUCGUCCUAAAUGGAAGGGUGGAGAAAAUGUCGCGUCUCAAAGAAGACGUCGAUACGUCGACCCUGGUACGACAAGGAAGACGUCUUCGUCUUCGUCGUCGUGGACUUCAUCGAGUUCGAGCUAUGUGAAUCGUCAAGAAAUUCGCAGGAACCUUCCUGCAUUGAGGAUAAAUAAAGGUGUUCUAACGGAUAAGAAAACGUUAGAUAAGAAUAGAAUGCCGGGGCAAACGUCGACACGAGAGAGCAGCGAGGUAAUCCGAAUGGAACCUUUGGGUAGAACAUCCAGUUCGCGUAGCCCCGGGCAAAAUGGAACUGCCAAUAGCACCGAAGUACCGGUAAUCACAGAAGACAGCAACACCGGAUUGCACAAACGUAGUAUUUACGAGCCCAAUGGAAUCGUCUGCUCACAAAAAAGGGCACUCUGCAUAGCCACCGUCGUUUUCGCGCUACUUUUCGCCAUAUCACUCAUCAUUGCCUUCGCGGGACCACAAAAUGACUGCCCUUGCGCUGGACAAAGGCCAGCCAAUAUAGAAAUCGAAGACGAUGAAGAGAGCAACGAGCCUAUCGCAACUAAUGGGGAGGUGUUCCCAUGGAAUAACAUCAGGCUACCUACAUUCGUGCAUCCUACUAGGUAUAACAUCACCAUCCAUCCAAAUCUUACCACCUUAGAAGUUAAAGGACAGGUCACCAUCGAAUUCUACGUCGAUAAAGAGACCAAUUUUAUCGUCUUCCAUAGUAACAACUUGACAAUAAACGAAAAGAUGGUCCAAGAUCGGAAAGGCCAUAGAUUGAAAAUCGCUAAAUUAUUGGAGUAUCCGACGAAUCAACAAUUAUAUCUCCAAUUGGAAGAGAGCAAAUUUCGAAAAAAGGGCUAUUACACGGUCCACCUGAGAUUCGUUUCGAAGUUGACCAGCAAUCUGGAGGGUUUUUAUCUCAGCAGUUACGUCACCGCCGAUGGAGAAAAGAGGUAUUUGGCAACGACUCAAUUUGAACCAACGUAUGCACGAUCGGCGUUUCCCUGUUUCGACGAGCCGCAGUUCAAAGCUAAAUUCAAGAUUUCCAUAUUCAGGGAUAGAUUUCAUAUUGCGCUAUGCAACAUGCCUGUUGUCAAUACGGAGGAUGCUGGAUUUUAUAUGGGCACUGGUCUUCUUAGAGAUGAUUUUCAACAAUCCGUCGAAAUGUCUACUUACUUGGUGGCGUUCGUUGUGUGCGAUUUUAAAAGGAUUUCCGAGAUGACAAAGAGAAACGUUUCUGUGAGCGUUUACGCGCCAGAAUCGAUGCUUCCUCAAGCGAGAUAUGCGGUAGAUAUCGCCGUUCGUACAAUGGAUUACUUUGAGUCUUUCUUUGGUGUAGAUUAUCCACUGCCUAAACAAGAUUUGAUCGCGAUUCCUGAUUUUGGUACCGAAGCAAUGGAAAACUGGGGCCUAAUUACUUAUCGAGAAACUGCAAUUCUUUACGAUCCCGAAGAAACAUCGACUGCUGCACACGAAUGGAUAGCCAUAAUUGUUGCACACGAAUUAGCACACCAAUGGUUCGGUAAUCUCGUUACGAUGAAAUGGUGGAACGAUCUUUGGUUGAACGAAGGGGCAGCCAGUUUUUUCGAAUACAAAGGUGUCAAUCACAUUUCACCGGAAUGGAAUAUGAUGGAUCAGUUUAUUCUUGAAAAAACACAAUCUGCCUUACAUCUCGAUGCACUUUCCAGUAGUCAUCCAAUCAGCGUAAAAGUAGACGAUCCCAAAGAGAUAGAAGCUAUCUUCGAUGUUAUCAGCUAUCACAAAGGUGCUUCGAUUCUAAACAUGCUCGAAAGUUUUCUUUUCGAAGACGUAUUGAGAAGUGGAUUGAACGAUUAUCUCAAUAUCCAUGCUUACGGAAACGCAGACACCAAAGAUCUUUGGGCAGUUUUUACUAAACAUGCCAAUCACACGUUCGACGUCAAAGCCAUAAUGGAUACGUGGACUCAACAAAUGGGUUUUCCUUUGGUCACGAUAGUACGCGAUGGUAAUACCAUUACAGCCAGUCAGAAAAGAUUUCUCAUAUUGCCGAAUGAAAACGACACAGAAAUUAUCGAUCAAAAAUCACCUUUCAACUACAAAUGGUACGUGCCUCUGAGUUAUUACACAGAUAAGGAACCUCAUAAGUUGCAAAACGUGUGGAUGAAUUUAACCGACGUCACCUUUGAAAUAGCGAACGACGUUGAAUUCAUCAAGUGCAAUGUCAAUCAAAGUGGAUUUUAUCGAGUAAAUUAUCCAGAAGACAUGUGGAUGUAUAUUAUCACAACUUUACAUAACAAUCACACGCAAUUCAGUCCGGCAGAUCGUGCAAAUCUUAUCGACGAUGCGUUCGAAUUAUGCGAAGCUGGUGAAUUAAAUGCUACUAUCCCUUUGGAACUAUCAUUGUACCUCCUAAAUGAAAGAGAUUACGUUCCAUGGAUGACGGCCCUCAAGUACCUGUAUUCUUGGAAGGGAAGAUUAGCCGAAAGUCGGGCGUACAAGAGAUACAUCGAAUUUCUUAAACGAUUGUUAGGUCCUAUUACAAAAUAUGUUGGUUGGACGGACGAAGGAACUCACUUGGACAAAUUAUUACGAAUUGCGGUGUUACAAUCAGCAGUAUCGGUGAAGCUGGAGAACGUGGUUGAACCAGCGAAAACGCUUUUCAACGAUUGGAUGUUGAAUAGUAAAAGUAUUAGGCCAAACAUUCGCGAUGUUGUUUACGUUGCAGGAAUAAAAUUUGGUGGCGAAACGGAAUGGAACUAUUGUUGGUCGGUUUAUCAAAAAACACAAGUUCCUAGCGAGAAAAGUGUGAUGUUGCAAGCGCUUGGUGCUACCUCAGAUCCUUGGUUGUUACAACGUUACCUUCUACGUUCUUUGGAUCGCGAGAAGGUGAGACCUCAAGACGUUGAGACUGUUAUAGGAUCCGUGGCUUCUAAUUCGGAAGGACUGUUUCUUGCUUGGCGACAUCUCAAAGCGUACUGGCACGAUAUACAAGCUUUGUUUGGUAACGGUACUCUAACUAUGGGUAGCUUGAUAAGCGUCGUUACGUCAAAUUUCUUCACAGAGCACGAUUACCGCGAGGUUACUGAAUUUUUUAAAAAGGUCGACGUUGGUAACGGUAAACGAGCCCUCGAUCAAAGUUUGGAGACGAUAAGAUUCAACAUUCAUUGGGUUAAAGAGAACGUGGACGUAUUGGACGACUGGUUGAUCGACUUCUUGGACGUUCAUUCGUGUUAACCCUUGCUCGUCGGAAAUGGGACAGCAAUGACCCGGAAUCGUUCGGUCGUUUUAUCGGUAUGGCUAUAUUUCUUCAUUAUAUUUAUACGAGAAUUUACCCUACGAGCGGGUAAUACAACGCGACAUAGCCUACUUGAAAAGGCCGAGAUCCGAGAGCGCUAUUGAAACGGUCAGAGAUGGCCCAUUUCCGCCAACUAAUUUUUCAUUCUGUGGUUUUGUUUUUAUUUUAUGUCGAAAGACUAUAUUUCUACCUAGGCAACAAUUAGACUGCAAAGAAAGACAAUCCGACACUGAGACGAGAGGGACGGAUAGGGAGGGUGCUUUCUUUAUUGCUCUAGCUUUUCACUGAUGAAAAUUACACACGUAUACUCACACACAUACACCUUUACGUCAAGGAUCCCGCCGGGUAUACAAAAGCUAUCUUUUUUUUUCUCCCUUUCUAUCUUUCUAUCUUUUCCUUUACCCCUCUCUCUCUCUCUCUCACUUUCUCUUUUUAUCACACUUUCUCUCUGUCUCUCUCUCAGUCUCACGAUUAGGCCUCGCCUGUCGGAAAAUGAAUCUUCUUGACGGUCGACGACGAGCGUGUAAUACUUGCCGAAUUGUUUGUAUGUAAAACAUAUUAUAUACACCGAUUUAUACGCACUUUCGAAAGUAUUUAUUUAUUGUACACGCGGUGCGUGCAGAUUGAAAUAUUAGGUGUAAAACGAAGAUACAAAAGCGUAAAAAAAAAA